AAGAAUCAAACAGUAAUGGGAAUCCAAAAAAACGACAACAAGCUCGACAAAGCUACUUUGAUAAUCUAAUGAUAGAAACAAAAAGAUUUGACUAUGUUAAACAAAUGCAACAAUGGCAACAAGAUCAAA
Molecule: messenger RNA, 129 nt
Organism: Racocetra persica
Lineage: Eukaryota; Fungi; Glomeromycota; Glomeromycetes; Diversisporales; Gigasporaceae
Source: the annotation of a GenBank genome assembly